Molecule: messenger RNA, 5000 nt
Organism: Erythranthe guttata (spotted monkey flower)
Lineage: Eukaryota; Viridiplantae; Streptophyta; Magnoliopsida; Lamiales; Phrymaceae
Source: RefSeq, a predicted model, not a curated record
UUUUUCUGAAAUAAAAACACUUGGAUCAAGAUGCAGCCGUCACUUUAAUUCGAAUUGCUAUACACCUUAUCAAUCCCACAAGCAAUUGAAUUUCAAAUCCGACACCGUUUCGUAAAUCAUCACAUCUCAAACAUCUCUCUUCGAACAAACGGUUGAGUGUAAAAUUUGCCAAAACAGAAAAAAAAAAAAGUACGAUUAAAAUUGAAAUUCUGAAACAUUGUGAUGAUUUGAUAGGUGGCAGAGAUAAAGAGAACAGAAGAGGUGACGCUUGGGCUCCCAUCCCCAUCAAAUUACCAUUAAAAAAGGUGCCCUAAUUAGCUUAAAAUUAUUUGCUUUUCCCCAAAUCAAUUAAACCGCGGCGCACAUAGAAAAUCGACCGCGCAAACGUCAAUUCGCAGAAAAAGGCGGGAUUUUUCAAGAUUUUGGAGUAUUAUAUAUUAUUACUGUUUGUCCAAUUUCUGUCCUUCUGCCCUAGUACCUGUUGAAAUACUUAUUUUAGAACCCUUUUUAUUGUUCCGAUUUUGUGAGGGAAAAAAAACACAAUUUGUUUGCCCUAGUUUAAUCUUUUGUCUGUUGUCUGUUGUAGUGUAUUAAUAAUAUUCAAUAGAGAUCUAACAUUGGUAGUAUGGAGAGUGGGGAAGAGAGGGUUUCGGAAGAUCAUAUGGAGAGUGGGGUCGAAAGGGUUGAAGCUGAAAUAUUAAAAGCUAGAGAAACUAUGGUGGAUAUUCUCGAAGGAAGUAGUUUCAAAAAAGAGGAAGAAAUUAUGGUGAAUGAUCUUGCUAUGGAGAGUGGUGAAGAGAGGGUUGAUGCCGAGAUAUUGAAAGAUGGAGUAAAUAUGGUGGAUAAUCUUUCUAUGGAGUGUGGUGUGGAGAGGGUUGAUGCUGAAAUAUCAAAAGAUGAAGAAACUAUGGUGGAUAAUCUUGCUAUGGAGAGGAUUGAUGCUGAAAUAUCGAAAGAUGGAGUAAAUAUGGUGGAUAAUAUCGAAGGAGGAAGUAAUUUCAAAAAAGAGGAAGAAAAUAUGGUGGAUACUUUUGCUAUGGAGAGUGGUGAAGAGAGGGUUGAUGCUGAAACAUCGAAAGAUGGAGUAAAUAUGGUGGAUAAUCUCGAAGAAAGUAGUUUCAAACAAGAGGAAGAAAAUAUGGUGGAUAAUCUUGCCGUGGAGGAUGGGGAAGAGAGGGUUGAUGCUGAAGUAUCGAAAGAUGGAGAAGAUAUGUCGGAUAAUCUCGAAGGAAGAAGUUUCAAACAAGUCGAAGAAAAUAUGGUGGAUAAUCUUGCUAUGGAGAGUGGAGAAGAGAGGGUCAAUGCUGAAGUAUCGAUAGAUGGAGAAAAUAUGGUGGAUAAUCUCGAAGGAAGUAAUUUGAAACAAGAGGAAGAAAAUAUGGUGGAUAAUCUUGCUGUGGAGAGUGGGGAAGAGAGGGUUGAUGCUGAAAUAUCGAAAGAUGGAGAAAAUAUUUCGGAUAAUCUAGAAGGAAGCAGUUUCAAACAAGUCGAAGAAAAUAUGGUGGAUAAUCUUGCUAUGGAUAAUGGGGUGGAGAGGGUUGAUGCUAAAAUAUUGAAAGAUGGAGAAAACGUGGUGGAUAAUCUUAGUGGUGGUGGUUCAAUUACUGAAAAGGUUGAGCCCUCGAAAAGGCGGGGUCGGCCUAAGAAGAUGAAUAAUAAUACAGAAGAUGAAGGGAAGAAUCUUGGUAGCUCUGUUACUGAGAGUGCGACCCGGCGUUCGAAGAGGGAUCGCCCUAUGAAGAACUAUAACGAAAGCAUCUAUGAAGAAAGUGACGAUCUUUCUAUGGAAAACGGUGAAAGAGACGGAAAAAGGAGAUCUUUGGGUAAAAGGGGUAGGAGAAAGAGAGAUGUGAAGGAAGAAGAAAAGGGUUCAGAGAUGGGAAUAAAUGGGGGUAAUGUUGGAGAGGGGAAAGAGAUAAUUAAUUCGGUGGCAGAAAAGGAAAAUGUGAGUUGUAAAACGGAGAAUAAUAAUAUUAGUUUGGGGAACGAAUCAGAAGAAAACGGUGUUGUUUCGUCUUCUGCUGAGACAAAAAAGGGAGAACAUGUACAGAAUGGAGGUGAUAAAAAAGAAAACGGAAAUAAGGUAGAGUGUGAAGGACGUGGCUCGAGGACUAGGGAAUCGAGUAUAAAGGCAAAGGAGAAAUUGAAGGAGCAGAUGGAGAUUGAUGAAUCGGAAGACGAGGAUAGUUCAAGGAAGGGGAAGAGGAGAAGGGGUCAGAAAAAGAAGAGUGACGAACUUAUAACCGGAGGCGGUGAAGUUAAAGAAAAAAUAAACCAAAAGGAGGAAGAGAAGACCAAUCGAAGAAAACGGAGCGGUAGUGAAUCCAGGGAGGAUGGUGAAGGAGUCGGGAAGAGGGAGAAUAAAAGGAGAAGCAAUCCAAUUGGAGCAAAGACGGUGAAUUCAGAGAAUGUACCAAAGCGUGUAAUGAGCAAGGAUACCGAGGGAUUUCUUGAGUCUAACAUGUGUCAUCAAUGCCAAAGAAACGACAAAGGAAAGGUCGUACGGUGCAUUGAAUGCAAAACAAAGAGAUACUGUGUUCCCUGCAUGACCACCUGGUACCCGAAAAUGUUGGAGGAAGAUUUUGCAACACGUUGUCCUGUUUGUCGAAAUAAUUGCAACUGCAAAGCAUGUUUACGCAUGGAACUUCCAAUUAAGGGUCUUUCUGAAAUUACGGAGAAGUCAGAUCACGUAAUUCACAAAGAUAAAGAGGUUCCGUACUCUAAAUACAUUAUCAAAGUGCUUCUGUCCUUUGUCGAACAGAUCAACACAGAACAAGUGACGGAGCUCGAACUCGAAGCUAAGAUUAAAGGAUUAUCAGUUUCAGACAUCAAGAUUAAGAAUGCAGCAUGCGAUAAGAAUGAGCGUAUCUAUUGUGAUAAUUGCCGAACUUCUAUUGCUGAUUAUCACAGAAGCUGUUCUCUGUGUUCCUAUGACUUUUGCAUUAGUUGUUGUCGAGAACUUAGAGAUGGCCAUCUUCAGGGAGGUGAAAAAGGAAGACCAAUUAAAUUUAUGGAUUACGGGUUUGACUAUUUGCAUGGUGGUGGAAAAGUCGAGAGUAAAGAUUUAAAGAGUGGCAAAAUGAAAUCAGAGGAUAAUGGUGUGGAGUUUUCUCUAUCUGAUUGGAAGUUGCAGGAAAAUGGCGUUAUCCCGUGUCCACCGAAAGGUAUGGGAGGUUGUGGUAAAGGAAUUUUAGAACUGAAGUCCUUAUUACAAGAUAAACCACUCCAAGAAUUGCUUAUGGAAGCGAGACAAAUAUGCAAUGAAGAUAACGCUGAAUGUGUGUCUGAAAUUUCUGGUGGGAGAUGUACAUGUUCCAAGAUCUUGUUUCAAGAUAUAUCGAGCCGUAACUCGUGUAAAGCAGCGUCUCGUGAAGAUCCCUUCGACAACUCGUUGUACUGCCCGACGGCCGUCGACCUUACGCAUGAGGAUCAGAAACAUUUUCAGUGGCACUGGUCGAAGGGCGAACCCGUAAUUGUUAGGGAUGUUCUUGAAAUGACACUUGGGCUGAGCUGGGAACCCAUGGUUAUGUAUCGUGCCUUUCGUCAGAUUAAAAACCUUAAACACGAUCAACUUCUUGACGUGACUGCAAUAAAUUGUCUAGACUGGUGUGAGGUAGAUAUCAAUAUCCACCAUUUCUUUAAAGGGUAUUCCAAAGGUCGACUUGACAGUAAAGGGUGGCCCGAAAUUCUGAAAUUGAAAGACUGGCCCCCUUCCACUUUAUUCGGGCAGAAAUUUCCUCGACAUAAUGCUGAGUUUCUCAGUUGCUUACCUUUUAAGGAGUACUCGCAUCCCGACAACGGAUACUUAAAUCUUGCUGUUAAAUUGCCCAAAGGGUCUUUAAAGCCUGAUAUGGGCCCGAAAACGUAUAUAGCAUAUGGAUUUAAUGAAGAGCUAGUGCGUGGAGAUUCCGUUACAAAGCUUCAUUGUGACAUGUCUGAUGCGGUGAAUGUAUUGACGCAUGUGCAAGCAGUUGGCGUAGAACCUGACAAACAGGGCGCAAUUCGAAAGUUGAAAGAGAAACAUGCUGAACAGGACAAAAAGGAGAUUUCUAAAGUUGUGCAGAUGGCAGAUUGUGAAAAAAAAGUCAUAGAUGCCCCUCAAAAUGGUUUAGAAUUUCACGAUGGUGAUGCUGAGAGUGGAGCUCUUUGGGACAUUUUUAGGAAGCAAGAUGUUCCUAAGUUGGAAGAGUACAUAAAACGGCACUUUAACGAGUUUAGGCAUAUUUACGGCAAUCUUCUUCCGGAGGUCAUUCAUCCAAUUCAUGACCAAACCAUUUACUUGACCGUGGAGCACAAAAGGAGACUUAAGGAAGAAUACGGAAUUGAGCCGUGGACAUUUGUACAGAGAUUAGGUGAUGCGGUUUUUAUACCAGCAGGUUGCCCUCAUCAAGUUCGGAACUUGAAGUCAUGCAUUAAGGUUGCAGUUGAUUUUGUGUCACCUGAAAAUGUCGAUUCGUGCUUCAAACUUACCGAAGAAUUCCGCGUGCUUCCCCAUAAUCACAGGGCUAAAGAAGACAAGCUAGAGGUGAAGAAAAUGAUAAUUCAUGCAUUGCGUAAUGCCGUGAAUAAGGUGACAGGUGGGGAGGAUGCUCAGAAUGAUGUACAGAUCGUGAAUAAAACUCUGCUGACAAACGGGGCUAAAGAAAGGGGGCCAAAAAAGAGGUCAAAAAGGGGGCUAAAACAAGGGCCAAAAAAGGGGGCCUAAAUACCGCUGAAACUUGUUAGAAAUCUUUCUUUACCAUAUUACUGAUAAAGGCACUCUUAGUUCGACGGAGGACAUUUUCGUCAUUCUUGCUGAAGCUUUUGUCUUGUGGAGCAAGUCCCUUUUCGGAAUAAGUGGUUUUCUAAUAUGAAUGUGGAUCACUGUUUCCGUUCGGUACAUAAAUUAUGUUAGACUUGAUUGAUAUUUUGUGUUUCUGAUGGAGUAUUUGUACUUUGAUGAUAAAUAUUGGCUCUAUUUCUCGUAUAUGAAAUCUAUUUAGUGGUUUUUUUGCAGUGAU